This is a messenger RNA of Talaromyces amestolkiae, 1080 nucleotides long. RefSeq lists its product as uncharacterized. The record is from RefSeq and is a predicted model, not a curated record. The transcript has 3 exons. NCBI's taxonomy places the organism in Eukaryota, Fungi, Ascomycota, Eurotiomycetes, Eurotiales, Trichocomaceae. Gene Ontology annotation, molecular function: hydrolase activity, acting on ester bonds. The coding region runs from base 1 to 1080 and encodes 359 amino acids.
AUGUUCUCUUCCAUGAAAUACGUCUACAUAUCAGUGUUGCUGAGCCAGCUCACAAUCGCUACCUCACCAACUCUCUCAAGUCGUGGUGAGAGCAGCUCCAAAUGGAAGCUGAAAAAGUUCAAGAGCUUGGUCACCUUUGGAGAUAGCUACACUGAUGAAAGUCGGUUUGGCUAUUUUGCCAGUCACAAUGGUUCUGCGCCACCGGUUGGCUGGGUCGAUCCAGUGAGUAACAAUACUUCAUCCGGUGGCUACAUUUGGGCUCGAUAUGUCGCCUUUAAUGCCAAAGUCAAUCUCUACGACUACGCUGUCAGUGGUGCCGUCUGUUCCAACGAGAUCACACCUCGUUGGGUUUCUGCCCUCAAUGGCGACUACCCAUCUGUUCUCGAAUAUGAGGUACCAGCCUACAUCGGUGAUAGUAAACUCACCACAAACGGAACUUCGUUUUUGGAUAUCCCCCCUUCGGAGACCGUCUAUUCAAUGUGGAUCGGUACGAAUGACCUGGGCGCGGAUGCGUUCCUAACCGACUCUCAAGUACCCGGCAAGACUAUUCCGGACUAUACGGAGUGUGUAUUCUCAGCGCUAGACAAGAUUUAUGCCAAUGGUGCUCGGUUCUUUGUCCUCCAGAAUGUGAUUCCGUUGCAGCUUGUCCCUCUCUAUGCGACGCCGGAAAAUGGUGGAGUAUAUCCCAAUCCAGAUGGGACUACCAAUGUCACCGAAGUCUCAUAUAGGAUGUGGGAGAGUGUCAAGACCGUCAACGACAUCUACAAGUAUCAGCUCCCGUACGAGUUGUUAAUUCAGAACAGAUAUCCUGGUGCUCAAUUCGCUCUUAUGGAUAUGUAUAGCAUUAUUGCCGACAUAUACUAUAACCCGGAUCAGUAUCUCGCUUCACCAGCUAAUGUCACGGGAUACAUUGAGCAGUGCGAUGCGAGUGGGGUGUGCUCUCUUGCAGCGAAUCAAGAAUCAUUCCUGUGGUUUAAUAAUCUUCACCCUUCCUGGAAGACCGAUUCUAUCAUUGCACAACGAUUUGUUGAGGUCGUCAAAGGUCAGAGCAAGUACGCCACGUACUGGGGCGGAAGGUAG